AAACAAUAACAUGCCCAACUCGCUUGAAAAAUAUCUUGAAUGUCUGUGACCCGGGAAGCGGGUCUUUUAAAUACCUUCAAUAAGCAGCGGCAGCAAUGAAACUGGUUCGGAAAAACGUGGACAAAGCCGGAGAAGGGAGCGUUACCUUGGUUCCGGAACAACCCGAAGAUAUUUGGCACGCCUACAAUUUGAUCGCCGAGGGUGAUCAGGUGCGUGGAAGCACCAUCCGAAAGGUUCAAAAUGAAUCCUCGACGGGUUCCUCAAGCAGUAGCCGAGUCCGGACCACGCUUACCAUUAGUGUUGAGGCAAUCGAUUUCGACACACAGGCCCAGAUGCUACGUGUCAAGGGUCGCAACAUCGAGGAAAACCAAUUUGUUAAGAUGGGUGCCUAUCACACGAUUGAUCUUGAAAUGAACCGCGCGUUUACACUUAUGAAACCCGAAUGGGAUUCGAUCGCUCUAGAACGAAUCGAUAUGGCUUGCGACGUGACGCAAAAUGCCGAUGUCGCCGCCGUAAUCAUGCAGGAUGGUCUAGCCCAUGUUUGCCUCAUCACGGCCAGUAUGACGCUUGUGCGCAGCAAGAUCGAUAUGACCAUCCCACGAAAGCGGAAGGGAUUUGUACAGCAACAUGAAAAAGGACUGACUAAAUUCUACGAAGCAGUCAUGCAGGGCAUCCUGCGGCACGUAAAUUUUGAUGUGGUCAAAUGCAUCCUCGUUGCCUCCCCCGGUUUCGUGAAGGAUCAGUUCUACGAAUACAUGUUCCAACAAGCAGUUAAAACGGAUAACAAGGUCCUGAUAGAAAAUAAAAGCAAAUUUAUGCUCGUCCAUUCAUCUUCAGGCUUCAAACAUUCGCUUAAAGAGGUUCUACAAGAUCCGGCUGUGAUAGUGAAGAUGUCCGAUACGAAGGCUGCUGGCGAAGUGAAAGCACUUGAAAGUUUUUACACCAUGCUUCAGCUGGAACCGUCGAAAGCAUUCUACGGAAGGAAGCACAUCCUCAAGGCGGCCGAUGCUCAAGCAAUAGAAACUCUGCUGAUUUCGGAUAAUCUUUUCAGAUGCCAGGAUGUGGCCACACGUAAGGAGUAUGUUCAGCUCGUUGAUUCGGUUCGUGAUUCCGGCGGUGAAGUUAAAAUAUUCUCCAGUAUGCACGUCUCUGGGGAGCAACUCGCACAGCUUACCGGCCUUGCAGCAAUUCUUCGCUUUCCAAUGCCCGAACUCGAGGAUAGUGAUGAGGACGAGGAAGAUGGUAGUGAUCACUCGGAGUAAACAGUAACCCAUCUGAAUGGCGGUUGAAGUGGACGAUCUAAUCAUUUCCUUUAAAAACCGUCUCGCUAUUAAGUAGGGGAACCUUUAUAACCUCAGGAACGGGAGUGAGGAGUAGGGUUAACGUAAAUUGGAUCGUUUUACAUAAAAGAACAAAGAAAAAUAAGAUAUCGACCAACCCGGAAAAGGCAAAACAUACCAUACGUUUUAAAGCAAAGUAAAUUCGAGACAUUUUAUGCGCACAGAACUGCUAUAAUUUAUCUUUUCCAUUCUCUCCUUCUUUUACUUCCGUGUUUGUGUAAAUAAAGCUAUAGUUUCAUGCUCUACGACCGAUCGCGAGAACAAGA
This is a messenger RNA of Anopheles aquasalis, 1606 nucleotides long. RefSeq names its product pelota mRNA surveillance and ribosome rescue factor (gene pelo). Gene Ontology annotation, biological process: RNA surveillance; nuclear-transcribed mRNA catabolic process, no-go decay; nuclear-transcribed mRNA catabolic process, non-stop decay. Gene Ontology annotation, cellular component: cytoplasm. NCBI's taxonomy places the organism in Eukaryota, Metazoa, Arthropoda, Insecta, Diptera, Culicidae. The record is from RefSeq and is a predicted model, not a curated record.